Messenger RNA from Pseudocercospora fijiensis CIRAD86, 2754 nucleotides. Its product is annotated as glycoside hydrolase family 115 protein. Bases 1 to 2754 code for a protein of 917 amino acids. The transcript is spliced from 4 exons. Lineage: Eukaryota; Fungi; Ascomycota; Dothideomycetes; Mycosphaerellales; Mycosphaerellaceae. The record is from RefSeq and is a predicted model, not a curated record.
AUGCCUUCUGAAUGGAACAGCGGCACAAUCAUCGCUGGAACAAUUGGUUACUCUUCAAUUAUCGAUCAGCUCGCAAAGGAAGGCAAAAUCGACGUCUCCGUCAUCAAUGGCACCUGGGAAGCCUACACUUCGACGAUUGCUUCUGAUCCAAUGCCUGGAGUUACUCAAGCACUGGUCGUUGCUGGAUCGGACCGGAGAGGUACCAUCUAUGGCCUUUACAGCAUUUCAGAGCAGAUAGGUGUGUCACCCUGGUACUGGUUCGCAGAUUCUCUGCCUCAGAAGCACGAUGCAAUAUAUGCGAGUGAUGUCACCGUCGUCCAGACUUCGCCAUCUGUGAAGUAUCGCGGCUUCUUUCUGAACGAUGAAGCUCCGGCACUUACUGGCUACAUCGAUGCCAAAUAUUCCCGAGGAGAAUAUGGCCCUGGCUAUGGCGCCGACUUCUACCACUCGGUCUUUGAGCUUCUUCUUAGGCUAAGAGCAAAUUACCUUUGGCCAGCACAAUGGGAUAGCAUGUUCAAUGUGGACGAUCCACGCAACCAGGCUUUGGCAGACGAAUACGGCAUUGUUAUGGGCACUAGUCAUACCGAGCCGAUGAUGCGUGCUACGAAAGAAUGGGGGGUGUUUGGACAUGGGCCCUGGCAGUGGAACACGAAUAACGAAUCGAUCUAUCCAUUCUUUGUCGAAGGUGCCGAACGCUCCAAACCAUAUGAAGGGAUCAUUACCAUGGGCAUGCGAGGCUAUGGAGACACUGCGUUGACCGCGGAUAACGAGAUUGCAGUAUUGGAAAAUGUUGUCGCUGCUCAGACGGAGAUCCUGGCAAGGAUAUGGGGCAAUGAUUCCGUUCAAAAUCCUGACAUUGUCCCACAAGUGUGGUGCUUGUACAAUGAAGUGCAAGGAUACUACGAGGACGGCAUGACAGUGCCCGACUGGAUCACCUUGCUUUGGGCGGAUGACAAUUGGGGUAACAAUCGACGACUCCCAUUACAGAACGAGACCGGCAGAUCAGGUGGUGCAGGCGUGUACUAUCACUUUGACUCUGUCGGCGCUCCUCGAGCCUACAAAUGGAUCAAUACCAUACAGCUUCAGAAGACAUGGGAGCAAAUGCAUCUUGCUUACGAGCGCCAGGCUCGGCGUAUCUGGAUCGUGAAUGUCGGCGAUCUCAAGCCGCUCGAGCUUCCCAUCAGUCACUUCUUCGAUCUGGCCUACAAUAUAAGCUUGUGGGACAAGAAUAGUGUGCCGAAAUGGCUUGAGUUGUGGGCUGCACGGGAAUUCGGUCAGGAUGUGGCCCAGAGUACCGCACAACUUAUGACCAAUUACUCUAUGGCUGCAGGGCGUCGGAAGUACGAGGUGGUCGACCCAAGCAUCUACAGCGUCUUGAACUACAACGAAGCCGAGAGUGUCUUACAGCAAUGGAAGGAAAUGCAGACUUCAGCUAAAGCCAUUAUGGACUCGUUACCGGUUGAGGCUCAGGCUUCAUUUUUUGAGAUGAUAUAUCACCCUGUUGCUGCUGGCUACGUCUUCCACGACAUCAUGAUCUCAACGGCGAAGAAUAGACUGUAUGCCCAGCAAGGCCGCACCGUGGCCAACAGCGUUGCGAAACAUGUUCAGAACCAAUUCUUAGAGGAUCGCAAGCUCACAGAACAAUACAAUGGUCAAUUGAAUGGGAAAUGGAACCACAUGAUGGACCAGCCGCACAUCGGCUACGAGUACUGGCAGCAACCGAUGCGGCAAGCCUUGCCAGCUCUCCAGUAUAUCAUGCCAUCCGAACGCAGCUUGGUUGGCGACAUGGCCGUUUCGAUACAGGGCAGCAACGCGAGCGUGCCGGGUGAUGACAAGUGGCAUACGCUUUCUUCGAAUACGCUCACGAUGUCACCUUUUGACCCAUAUGGUGUUGGCUAUCAGUGGAUCGAUGUGUACAGCGUCGGUACUAAUGAUGUCGAUUGGAAUAUCACCUCGAACGCGAGCUUCGUUCACAUCUCGACAACAUCUGGCCGCCUCACUAGGGAUGGCGCAGCAGACUCUCGGUUAUGGGUCACAUUCGACUGGGAUGCAUGUCCCGAAGGCAGUGGCUUUGUGCUGCUGAAGAUCUCUUCUGCUCAGAACAACGCCUCUCAAUACCUCUCGCAGACGCAGCACGGAACACAAUAUCCGAUGCCACAACUUCUGCUUCCUUUCACCCAUACUCGGGUUCCAGAAUCAUUCCAAAAUGGCUUCGUAGAAUCCUCGGGCUAUAUUUCAAUCGAGCUAGAACACUACAGCGAAACAACCAACAACAGCGACGUGCACUACGAGAUAUUGCCAGGUGUAAGUCGCACACUCUCUGGCAUCACCCUUUUCCCAGUCACAGCAGACUCGCAAACCACAGGAACCGGACCACAACUAUCCUACAAGCUCUUCACAUUCUCCAACUCCACACCGGGAUCUGUUGUCAACAUCACAAUUGUAACCACGUCUUCUCUCAACAUUGAUCCCGCGCGACCUCUGCGCUAUGCGAUUCAGCUCGAUGAGCAAGAUGUCAAGACUGUUCAGCAUGUGGUUGAUCAGCCAAAAGGUGCUAAGCCCGUGGGAUGGGCUCAAGCUGUGGUGGACCAUGCGUGGAAAUCGACGACGAAAUUCUCGUACAGCGGUGCUGGAGAGCAUUCGCUCAAGCUUUGGGCGCUUGAACCGGGAGUCGUGUUCAAUACUGCUUGGAUUGAUCUGGGAGGGAUCCAGCCAAGUUAUCUGGGACCGCCGGAGAGCUACAGGAUUGCCUGA